AUGACAGAGGUCCCUACAAGUGUUCAACGCGAACUACAAGUUCCCAGGACACUGGCCGCACCACUUCACGAGGCUACCCCUUCCGUUCCCCUCCCCCUUUCCCCCUCGCCGCCACCAUCUCCCAUCUCGCCCUCUUCUUCUCUUUCCUUCCUAGCCCAUCUCCUGACAUGCGACCAUCCCACGCAUCCCGGGCGCACUAGCAAGCGGGCAAUGGCAGCCUCCGCAGCUCCGCCUCCCCUUCACUCCGGCCUGGACUACCUCGUAGUCCUCGACCUCGAGGCCAUCUGUGACGACCCCGCCGACUCCUACCAUCACGAAAUAGUCGAGCUCCCCUGGCUCGUCUUCGACCUGGCUACAAACACCCCGCGCGAUCACAAGCAAAUCUUCAUUGCCCCGCUAUGGAAUGCAAACCCCAAUCCCCCACCCGAUGCUGUGCGCGGCUUGGGGACCGACGUCGUCUUUGCUGACUCGCUCGCAGACGCUAUCCUUCACUUUGACACCUACAUUUACCAAAGCUUCGUCGUUGCCGGGAAGAGCUUCUACCUUCUCACAGAUGGCCCGUGGGACCUCAAAGACCUGCUCUUUGUUGAAGCGGCGCGCAAAGCCGUCAUCCUUGCGCCCUACUUCCGCACCUAUAUCAACCUUCGAGCCGAUUUUCAGCGUUGUUUUCCCGCCGCCCCUCCCCCGACAGACCGCAAGACCAUGUUCAGCUAUCUCAAUAUUUCUACGGAGCCGCGUGCCUCGGGUCUCGAGGAGUGCGCAGCUCUCGCCUCAGUUGUCCAGUGUCUCUUGCAAGCGGGGCAUGUCUUCUCUCAGCCAGAGUUUGUUUCCGACUACGAAUGGUCCACUAUUCCGAACCGCAUUCCUGCAGUGGCCACACCGCUCGCCUCAGCUGUUCCUGUGGGAGGUAUCAUCAGACUGCGCGGCUUGCCUUGGACCUGCAUCGAACAAGACAUCGUCGAAUUCCUCCACGGAAUUGCCAUAGUUCCAGCGGGCAUCCACUUUGUCAGGAAUGCACACGGCAAAGCUACAGGAGAGGCGUUCGUCCAGUUGGACAGCGCAAAGGGAGUCAGUUUAGCACUCUCCAGACAUAAAGAGAUGAUGGGCAGGCGUUACAUUGAAGUAUUUAAGUCGUCUCCAGUGGAUAUGUCCAACCAUCUAGGUCGUGCAGAUGCGCGGCGAUAUAUGAAUGCUGCGCACAUCCACUCGAAUAAGGGACUUCCCAGUACAUCUGUGAUGGGUCAGACGCCGACUCAAGCGUACUCGAGCACCGCGUCUCAGUCGUCACAAGUGUCUGUGGGGAGCUCCGGUGUAGAUUAUGGCCCGAUGUCUUCCUUUCCUCCGAACGCUACCAUUGGGAUGAUGCCGUCCUCAAAUGUCGCGAGCCACAACUUCAGCAGCGGAAGCUCUUCGCUUCUUUCUCAUCCACAUGGAGUUUCCUCCCGGACAGUACUUGAUCCAGCAUCGACCAUUCCCCUGAAUCAUUCAAGUGUUAUCCCUGCGGCCGCGAUUGGCUCUUCUUAUAUCGUUAAAGUUGUAGGACUGCCGAAAAACACGGGGGCGGAUGAUUUGCUCCCGCUGUUUGAUGACUUGGAAAUCGUGGGUACAGGUAUUCACAUUGUUACUCGUGGUACGAAUGAGAUCGAAUGUACAGGUGAGGCAUACGUCGAGUUAACGUCCGAAGCGUGGGCGAAGAAAGCGAUCACGAGGAGCGGGGCCACUGUAAUAGCUGCGACGGGGAUCAAUCCUGGAAGCCCAAUCCCGACGGGGCCAGUUGAAAUUCGAAGAUCGUCCACUGCGCAGUUGCGGGCGGCCUUAGCGCCCCAGGCUUCAGCCGAGGAAAAAGUUCACGAAAAGCAAAAGGACCGAGGUAAGAGAAACGGAACCGGCCCGAAAGGUACGAAAGGUCACAAAGGGAGUCCGGUAGGCACAAGAUAUUUUCUUCGAAUUCGGAUCAUUGAUGACAAGAUGAGAACGGAGGAUGUCAGGAAGCUCUUUGAAUCAUUCGGCACCGGAGACGAUGAUGUGAAGUUUAUCAAAAGUUCUACUGGCAAUGGGAAUUUGCCCAGUGGUGAAAAGAUGCAAAGCAAGGGACGGGUGGCGCGAGUCACAUUUCGUUCAAAAGAGGCCAGAGACACGGCGAUGUUUUCGAUCGAAAAAGGGGCUCUGGGAGGGCAACAAGUUUAUCUAGAAGACGGUGGUAAUGAUUCCCGAAGCCAUAAGCCAGCUAUUGAAAAAUCUUCUGGAGGCGCUGCGGAUGGGUCCGUAGAGGGAGGCGAUCGGGUAGUUCGCAUGCGCGGUUUACCUUACACUUCGACCGACGAGGAUAUUGUACAAUUUUUUGAUGGGUAUACGAUAGCCCCGGGGGGUAUAUCGCGAGGGAAAGACAGACAUGGCCGUGCUAGUGGAGAGGCUUGGGUGACCUUCGUGUCGGAGGAGGACGCGAAAAAUGUCGUUUCGACUUUGGACAAAGCUCAUAUGGGGAGCCGAUAUAUCGAGCUGAAGUUUUAAGAAAAGUACGCGUAAAAGACAGCGGGGAGUGUGCUCCUAUAACUCCUCCCUGCUUAGUUCAUCGUGUGGGGGAGAAUCGGGGGAUAUCGAAUUAGACGCAAUACCGUAGACUAUUAAAGAGGGAAACAUUAUCCGAAA
This is a messenger RNA of Chondrus crispus (carragheen), 2649 nucleotides long. RefSeq lists its product as hypothetical. The record is from RefSeq and is a predicted model, not a curated record. The coding region runs from base 1 to 2511 and encodes 836 amino acids. Lineage: Eukaryota; Rhodophyta; Florideophyceae; Gigartinales; Gigartinaceae. Gene Ontology annotation, cellular component: ribonucleoprotein complex. Gene Ontology annotation, molecular function: 3'-5'-RNA exonuclease activity; RNA binding. The transcript is spliced from 2 exons.